AUGGCCUCACAACCCGUCUCCAAGCCUUUCCAGAAGAUCCUGGAUCCCACCAAGAUCGGAACCUGGAACAUUGUCCGUCGUCCGCCAGUCGAGAAUCACAGUUUGAUCCAAGGGAAGCCUCGGGAGCAGAAUUCCAACGCAUUCAAGACACACCAGUUCAAGGAGGGAACGCGGUUACGAAAGGCCUUGAAUGCUCUCACCCACGGCAAAAAUAUCUUUGUCUACCAUAACAUCCGCACAAACCAAGUUGUCUAUUCGUUGACACGGUACUUGGAGAAAAACAGCGUCCUCCGACAACUCGUAUACCAUGGGAAGAAAACCGUCCCCGCAGCGCUCCGCAAAGACAUGUGGGUUCCCUACUAUUCCGUGCACUUCAACGACUCCAAAAUCGGUCUCCGCGCAUACCAUCUCCUCCGUGAAUUCGCCAUGCAGCGCCAACUCUCCCCUCCCCGGGAGAUGAUCACAAUCACAGAACAAUUCCUGGACCAGAAGCGACCAAAGAGCCCUGAGGAGGCUGAGAAAUUCAAUGAAAAAUACAGUGACAAGGUCGGGUGGCUGAUGGAGAAGAAGCACCGCGCUCGCGCUCUCAUGGACCAGAAGGCCACAAGCGUUGCUGAUAUCUCCGCCGUCCUGGCGAUCCAGGAGGAGGAAAUCAAGGACGGCUUUGCCGAUGGCCAGAGAGGAUAUCUGACUCGUACUGCGAGGAAGCGUCGAAGGGAUGCCCGGAAGAAGGAGGACGCCAAGGCUGAAGAGCAUGCCGCGCGUGUUGCCAAUCUAGAAUCGACUCUGAGCUCCGCGAUGGUGGACUACAAAAUCCAGGAGACGGAAGAGAACACCGCGGCACUGGAGGGCGACCUGGUGAAGAUCCUUUGGACCGAUGUUCAUGACGCUCGCUUCGCUGAAACCUGGCCUGAACGAGUUCGACACGGCGAGCUGGACCUAUCCCGUGACCAUGUCAUGCCUGGCCAGAAGCCUAUCUAUGGAGUCGAGGUUCUUGCUAACGAGGAGUUCAAGGAGAAGACUGCCUAA
Molecule: messenger RNA, 1029 nt
Organism: Aspergillus ochraceoroseus IBT 24754
Lineage: Eukaryota; Fungi; Ascomycota; Eurotiomycetes; Eurotiales; Aspergillaceae
Product: mitochondrial 54S ribosomal protein mL67
Exons: 2
Coding region: 1-1029 (342 amino acids)
Biological process (GO): positive regulation of mitochondrial DNA replication; DNA recombination
Cellular component (GO): nucleus; mitochondrial large ribosomal subunit
Molecular function (GO): structural constituent of ribosome; DNA strand exchange activity; single-stranded DNA binding
Source: RefSeq, a predicted model, not a curated record